Fusarium graminearum PH-1 is the source of this 1278-nucleotide messenger RNA. RefSeq lists its product as uncharacterized. Gene Ontology annotation, biological process: secondary metabolite biosynthetic process. Gene Ontology annotation, molecular function: monooxygenase activity; FAD binding. The record is from RefSeq and is a predicted model, not a curated record. The transcript is spliced from 4 exons. Bases 1 to 1278 code for a protein of 425 amino acids. NCBI's taxonomy places the organism in Eukaryota, Fungi, Ascomycota, Sordariomycetes, Hypocreales, Nectriaceae.
AUGUCUAUACAACUAACAUCUUCUAACGUCGUCUUCCUCAAGGUCGGUGCUGGAUUGCAAGUCACACCUAACGCAUCUCGUCUGCUGCACCAGUGGGACCUGCCCCAAAGGUUCUGGGAUUCCGUCGCCGAGCCCACCUACCUCGCUGUCCAUCGCUACUCAGGUCAGCUCCUAGCUUUGGAAGAAGACUUUGACAAGAAGAUUCGAAAACAAUACGGCGCGCCCUUCGUUGACGUCCACCGAGUCGAUCUCCAAUUAUCCCUACUAGAACGAGCACAAGAGCUAGGCGCCAAGCUCAAGUUGUCACAAAAGGUCAUAGACAUCGACUUUAAUACUCCCAAAAUCACCACACAGGAUGGAACAGAGGCAAAGGCCGAUCUGAUUAUCGCCGCCGACGGCUUGUGGUCGCGAUGUCGCAGUGCUUUUCUCGGCACCAAAGAUAUGCCUAAGCCGACAGGAGAUCUGGCGUAUAGAGUUGUUCUCAAUUUGGAUGACAUCAAAGAUCCCGAGUUGAUCGACUGGGUCAAGCACUGUUCGUGCCAUUUCUGGAUUGGACCUGGGGCACACGCUGUGGGUUACUCUCUCCGAGGCGGCAAUAUGUACAAUAUUGUCUUGCUUGUUCCAGACGAUCUCCCACCAGGAGCCAGUAGGCUUCCUGGAUCGGUUGACCAGAUGAAAGCCCUGUUUGAAGGCUGGGAUCCAAUCCUACUUCGCUUUCUUGACCUUGUGACUGAAGUUGACAGAUGGAAGCUAAUGCAUCACGACGAAAUGCAACAUUGGAUCAACGACCAAUCCAACUUUGUCUUCAUUGGGGAUGCCUGUCAUCCUAUGCUCCCGUAUUUAGCACAAGGCGCAAACUCAGCGAUCGAGGAUGGCGCAGUGUUGGGACUCUUACUAGGCGCUGUUGAGGCUCGUAACCAAAUUCCCGAAGCCUUGAAGCUCUAUGAAAAGAUGCGUAAGAGUCGUGGAGAGGCGAUUGUGAGAGAAACAUUUAAGCAGCGGGAGUCAUUCCAUAUGGUCGACGGACCCCAGCAAGUGAAACGCGACGAGAUAUUCUUAUCUCAGCUGGGGAAAAAAGAACUCAAGGCACCCUUUCCUAGUCGCUGGACCUGUCCCGAAGUCCAGCCAUGGCUAUACGGCUACGAUGCUUAUAAAGAAGUUCACGAUGCUCUCGCGAAGAAUUCGUUUACUCGAUUCUCAGUUGUAGCACAGCCUGCUAGUCCAGUCGUGACUUCGCGGAGCUGGUUGUCACGUUUAUUGACGUAUAUCCAUAGCUAG